Patella vulgata (common limpet) is the source of this 10712-nucleotide messenger RNA. RefSeq names its product cholesterol transporter ABCA5. Gene Ontology annotation, molecular function: ATP binding; lipid carrier activity; ABC-type transporter activity. The transcript is spliced from 33 exons. Gene Ontology annotation, biological process: transmembrane transport; lipid transport. The coding region runs from base 263 to 5401 and encodes 1712 amino acids. NCBI's taxonomy places the organism in Eukaryota, Metazoa, Mollusca, Gastropoda, Patellidae. The record is from RefSeq and is a predicted model, not a curated record. Gene Ontology annotation, cellular component: membrane; intracellular membrane-bounded organelle.
UCUACACCAAAAAGUCAACAAAGAUCGCCAUGCAAUAGGGGGAAAAAGAGAAAGGGGGAGAAGGACUAAAAAUAGCUUUGGCCCUUGUUUCGCGACGGCCCAGGAAUAUUUGGUGAGCUGUGUCCAUAAGGAAAGACACUACUAACAUUUCUCAACACCUUGUGAAAUGGUUAUCCCAUAAUAGAAUUUGUCACUGUCAUGUGUCUCCAACCACAAAAAAUAUAAAUAUGGGAGUUUCAUGUUGUAGACCUCAUAUGAAUUCAUGACAAGAAGAACGAAGAUCAAAUAUUCUAAAGUUAAAUAUACAGAUGAAUGUGAAUUGAUAACACAACAGUCAGUGAUAUUAGACAACAAAAUGGCCUCAUUUUUUCAACAACUGAAGGCUCUGAUGCAGAGGAACAUUUUACUGAAGAAAAGGAACAAAAAACAGCUUAUCCAGGAAAUAUUUUUUCCAAUCUACUUUGUUGCCAUAUUGGCUAUGAUAAAGGCUUUAUCAAAACCUUCUACAAAACCAGCCAUUAAUGGGUUUCCUGUGAAUUCAUUGAAUGAUUCCACAUUCCAUUUCAAUGUUACAAAAAAAAUUCUUGUUUCUCCAAAUACAACAAAUAUCGAAACCAUCAUGACACAUGUUUCAAAUCUCUUGGGUUCUGUACAGUAUGAGAUGUAUGGUGAUAUGAAAACAAUUGAAGAUAUCUACAGAAACAACUCUAAGGAGAUUGGGGCAGGAAUUGUUUUUAAUUAUCAGGGUGGUAAUGUAAUGGACUAUGCUAUAAGAAUGGAUUAUAGUGAUGCAUCUACAGAUGGAAACUGGUUAGCAUUAUCAACUGCUGGCUGUAGAAAUAGUUAUCAAUUGAAUGGUACAAUGGGUGGAUCACAGUGUCAAGUAAAUAAUUUUUUAACAUCAGGAUUUAUAUGGUUACAGAACGCAAUAGACACAGCAUUAAUAAGGGUGCACAAAAGCAAUUCAUCUGUUGAAAUGCCUGAUGUUUCAGUCCAACUUAUGCCUAAAGGUCCAUUCACUUCAGAUAUUUCUAUAAUGCAAACCCUUGCAUCUAUCUACUUUGUGUUCGCGUACUCUCUUUUCAUCAAUUUCCUGACGACUAACAUCGUGGCUGAAAAAGAGAAAAAGAUACGAGAAGGAAUGAAAAUGAUGGGUCUCAGAGAUAUUGUAUUUUGGUUAUCAUGGUCAUUGAUAUAUGCCAUUCUUAUACUUUUUGUCACAAUAAUAGUCAUAAUUAUAGCUUACGCUUCAAAUUUUUUACCACAUAGUAACAUUUUUCUGCUUUUCCUCAUGUUAUUUUUAUACGGACUCUCAAUUAUAAACCUCGCUUUCUUACUAACGCCAUUCUUUAAGAAAGCUAAAGUGGCAGGAAUUGUUGCAGGAUUUUCUACUGUUAUCAUCAGUUGCUUGUAUUUUGCUGUGAGUUUGACAAGAACUCAAACUGUGGAUGGAUAUUCGUAUUCUGUUGGAGCUGGCGGUCAAGUAGCAUUGUGCUUUCUUUCUCCUGUUGCGCUUGCUCUAGCUGUGGAUCAGGGACUUUUCUUGGAUGUUGCAAAAGGUGGUAUGACAUUUGAAACUGCAACAUUAGGUGAAUUUCCCCUCUAUAUACCCAUAUUGAUGUUAUUUGUUGAUUUUAUACUGUAUGGAUUGCUGGCAUUUUAUUUAGAUCAUGUUAUUCCAGGAGAGUAUGGUGUACGGUAUAAACCAUGGUAUUGUUUAUUACCAUCCUAUUGGUGUCAGAGUAAAAAGAGCAACUAUGAUAUACAGUCCUUAAUAGACAAUCAGCAUAUAACGCAUCAUAGUGAUAUGACACAUGGCGAAGAUGUAGAAGAUGUUCCUCGAGAAAUGGAAGAAAAGGCUUCUAUUAGGUUGUAUAAUAUAGGUAAAACAUUUCCUGGUAAAGAAAAGGGUGAAACAAUAGAUGCUGUAAAUGGAAUAUCAUUAGAUAUAUAUGAGGGUCAAAUAACUGGAUUAUUGGGUCAUAAUGGUGCUGGUAAAACAACCUUAUUAAAUAUGUUGUAUGGUUUAAUUCCUACUACUAGUGGUGGUGCUAUUAUCAAUAAUUUAGAUGUAUCUGAUAGCAGUGAUAUGGAGAAGAUAAGAACUAUGUGUGGUAUUUGUCCUCAACAUAAUAUAUUGUAUGAUGAGUUAUCAUGCAAAGAACAUCUGCGUGUAUUUGCGGGUAUUAAGGGUGUACCUUCCAAUAAUGUAGAGUCAGUGAUAAAGCAGUCAUUAACUGAUGUUGAUUUAUUGGAUCAAGGUGAUGUGUUUGCUAAAGAUCUCAGUGGUGGUCAAAAACGUAAAUUAUCAGUAGCUAUAGCACUGAUUGGUGACCCCAAGAUAAUAUUUCUGGAUGAACCAACUGCUGGUAUGGAUCCUCACUCCAGGCGUCAUCUUUGGUCCCUCCUCAAGAAACAGAAAGCAGGAAAAGUUAUAGUACUUACCACUCAUUUUAUGGAUGAAGCAGAUAUACUUGCAGAUCGUAAGGCAAUUAUCAGUAAAGGUAAACUUCGAUGUUGUGGUUCAUCUUUAUUUCUAAAGAGUAAAUUUGGUAUAGGCUACCAUCUGAAUAUGAUAAGUGAACCAUCUUGUGAUGCUGACGAUGUGACGAAACUUCUUAAAGAAAAAAUAAAUGGUGUAGAGCAUAGAAGAUCACAUGGUAAAGAAUUAGCAUACACAGUACCAUUAAAUGAAGUGGACAAAUUUGCAGCAAUGUUUAAUUCUCUGGAGGAAAAAGGAUCUGAUGGUGUAACUAAAGCAGAAAAAAUGGGAAUAAAGAGUUAUGGUGUUUCCAUGACGUCAUUAGAGGAAGUAUUUUUGAAAUUAGGAAAUGAUGAAGAAUCUGAGGAUACCAAUGAUAAAUCAGCCAAUGGUACUAACAUGAUUAAUGUAAAUGAUGUUUCUGUCAAUAUAAACAAGAAUGGUACUCAAGAGGACGCCAACAAUCUUUUUAAUUCAAAGAAUUUACUUAAUUUGAAUAAAGGUAGUGCAUUAAUGAAACAAAGACUGAAAGCAUUUUUAAAGAUAAGAUUUUUGCUUCAAAUACGAGAGAAACUUGCGUUGAUUUUUCAAAUUUUUUUGCCGAUAAUCUUGGUCACAACUGGACUUCUUCUCAAUAAAUUUGGAGCAAAAGUUAACAAUACAAAUAAUGUAAUUUCUAUGUCUUUAAAACCAGAUCAAUAUGCCAGUUCAGAUUUCUUGUUUGUUGAUUCUAUGAAUGAUGCUACAUCACAAGCAGUUGUUACACAGUUAAAAACUUAUAUGCAAGUUGAUGAUAUUAAGAAUGCAUCAGUUGAUCUGAUGUCGAUAGCACCUCAUAAUAUUGGUGUUAAUCUACAAACAAUGGUUACUGGAACAUCUCUGGCAUACACAUCAUUAUACAAUGAUACAGCUCUAUUAUCAUUACCAGUUAUUGUCAAUAUUAUGUCUAAUAUUUUACUUGGAGUCAAUUCAAUCAAUACUUUUAAUCUGCCGUGGCCAGCUCUGACAAACAAAAGAUCUUACGAUGGUACCACCUUCUCAUCUAUAAUGAUAUUAGGAAUGGCUUUUGUUUUCACGAUUGCUGGUUUUGCUGCAAAUCAUGUAAAGAUUAAAGAGAUAAAAUUUAAAAGUCAACUUCGUGUAUCAGGAAUAACAUUUAACAUUUAUUGGGGAGUUAAUUUUCUCUUUGAUCUUGGUCUGUAUUUAAUACCAGCUAUAGUGUGUAUUAUAAUAGUUUUAGCUGUACAGUUACCAUCAUUGACACCAGGUGGAGCUAUCUUUUGUGUUAUUGUUCUUUUCAUCACCUUUAUUCCUGCAAACAUUUUAUUAGCAUACUGUUUUACGUAUGCUUUUGAUAAAUUUGAGACAUGUAUUGCAGUUCUACCCAAUGUCUUUUUAUAUGGAUCCUUGAUACCAUAUUUAGCUGUAUCAUUAAUGGAUAUGCUAAUAAGAGAAGGGAAUGUACCUGUAAUAGUUCAUUACAUCUGCACUUUACUUAUUCCACCUUAUUCAAUAUUUGGAGGUUUUUAUUAUAUUGACCGGGUUUAUAGAAUAAAAAGUUAUAUGCAGCAAACAGACAGUAUAAUAUUUUCAGAUUAUAUGGAAGCUCCCAUUCUUCUUCCUCUAAUUAUGCCUGUAUUCCAUGCUGCAUUGUUGUAUAUAUUGUUAAGAAUACUGGAUAUUAAGAGUAAUGGUGGAAAUAUAAAGGAGUUGUUUAAGUCAAGUAGUCAUAGUAAUCAAGUUGUACCAGAUGAUAACUUAGAUUUAAUUGAAAAUGAAGAUGAAGAUGUAAAAGAAGAAAGACAAAAAGUUGCUAACUUACAACACCAGAGUGGACAUGAUUAUGUUGCAUAUGUAAGUAAUCUGAGAAAAGAAUUUACAAAACGAGGUAAAACAGAAUACAAGGGUUGUACAAAGGUUGAACAUGAUGAUAAAAUAAAAGUAGCAGUAAGAAAUGCUACAUUGUCUGUUAACUCUGGAGAAGUUUUCGGUUUGCUGGGUCCCAAUGGAGCUGGUAAAACAACAUUAAUGAAUAUGAUUAUAGCUGAAGUUGGUCCUACUCGAGGAAAGGUGGAUGUAAAUGGUCAUGAUAUUAGAUCCAACAUGUCAGAAGCUUUUCAAGCUCUUGGUUACUGUCCACAACAUGACCCAUUAUUGGAAACUAUUACCCUUAAAGAACAUUUACAGUUGUUUGCUGCUAUUAGAGGUGUUCCUGAAUCACAGAUUGAUAGAAUAGCAAAUUUCUAUAUAGAAAAUUUAAAGGUUCAAGAACACGCUGAUAAACAUACAAAAAAAUGUUCAGGUGGAACUAAAAGAAAGCUGUGUUAUGCUGUAAGUAUGUUAGGAAGUCCAGAAGUCGUAUUAUUGGAUGAACCAUCAACUGGUAUGGAUCCACAAUCUAAACGAUUUUUGUGGGAUACGAUUUCUGCAAGUUUCUCAUCUACAGAAAAGGGAGCUAUAUUGACCACUCAUUAUAUGGAAGAAGCAGAUGCACUUUGUAAUAGAUUAGCCAUUAUGGUCAAUGGAAAAUUAGAAUGUCUAGGACCCAGUCAACAUUUGAAAGAUAAAUAUGGCAGUGGUUAUUUAUUGGAAAUAAAAAUAAAACAAGUUGCUAAUGUAGAAGAGAAAAUGGAUGAACUAGAAGAGGAGAUAAAACAUAUGUUUCCGCAUUAUAUAUGUGCUGAAAGAUUUGGUGAUAGAGGUCAAUAUAAGAUACCUAGAGAAGAUGUCACAUCGUUAGCUCAAGCUUUUGCUUCACUUGAAAAUGCCAAACAGAAUAUGGGAGUAGAAGAAUAUAGUUUCAGUCAAUCUACUUUAGAACAGGUGUUUUUGGAAUUUGCCAAAAAGCAGUUAGAGGAGGGUGAUGAGAAUGGUGUUAUAAGGUCUCCCAAAAGAAGAGUAAAUUCAAAGGUUCUAUAAUGAUUUUAACCUGGAAUGUAAAAUCCCAUUUUAUUCAUGACCACAUGUAAAUUAUUAUAAUCGUUGAAUUAUAAUGAUUUAUUAUAUUCAAAAAACCAAAUUGAAUAUAGAAAUUGAACACUCUUGUGAAGAUAGAAAAUCAAAGCCUUGACUUACAGAUAACUUCUUACCAUGUGAUUUUAUUAAAUUAUAUUUUCACAGUACCUGCUUUUUAGACUGCCAUGUUCUCAUUUCAAAAUUUGACGGCUUUAGGCACAGUUGGUAUGCUACAGUAUGUAGUUUUGUCUGUUGUGCAGUUUUCCUUUGUUAUCUAUUAUAUUAACAUUUUAUAUUUGUUAUGAUCCAAUGUAUUGUCAUAAAUUACCUUUUAUUUGUAGAACAUAUAUAUACAAGUAGAAAUUACAUAAAGUGUUGCAUAGUUAUAUGGUAUACUUCUAGUUUAUCAACAUAUAAGGUUUUAAAACACAUAUACAGUUUAAGUUAUGUUAAUACACUAGAAGUUAAUAUAUCUAUAUAAUUAUUGUUAUUUUAUUAUCAAUAUAUUACAUGUUAUUAAAUAUUUUUAUUACUUUAUUUCAAAUACAUCAUAUUAUCAUCAAAAGUUUGGGGCUCUGGUACAGGAAAAAAACUUUGUGUUAUGCCAAUUGUAGCGAUUUUUAGAAAAGCUAAUUGUAUAUAUUUCAUGAAUUAGACCUGAUGAAUCAUGUAAACUAAGAACUUGUUUCUAACAAAGAUAAUAUAUAACUAAUAUUAUAUCUAUAUCUGACCUGUUAGUCUAUAAUGUAGCUGAGGCCCCCACCCCUACAAGUAUUUAUUAUAUUGUUAUAUAAAUAUUCUGCCAUAUAUUGCGACUUAGCCGCUGGACUUAUAUAUUAUAUGUUAUUUAUCUAACCAAUGUUUUCUAUUUAUUAAUUAAAAGGUGUUCAUUUAUAAAUUAUAUUUAUGAUUAAGUUUGCCACAGAGAUAUUGUAACAAACCUCUAUGCAAUUUUACUGUAUUUAAUAAAAUCCUGUAUUUUAGACAUAGUACAAAAAAGACACAAGUACAUUAAAGCAUCUAAAUGCCAGAAGGCCAAUAGUUAUUUUCCUUAAAGAUACAUUAUGGGAGAUUAGAUAAAGAGCCGGCAGUUCUCACUAUAAUAUACUCUUCAAAAAAAAGUAGGGGAUAUUCAAAAACAAUACAAAACUGCGGAAAUGGACUGCUGUUUUUAUUAGAGGUAACCAGUGUAUGUUAGUAACAGGCCAAUUGCCUACACAUGAACAUAAACAGUUAAUAUGGGCGGCUUAUCUGACGGCCCCAUUUCACUUGCAAAGAGAUACGCCGUCAAAAGUGAAAAUGGAUGUUUUUGAUUUUUGUCUUAAUGAUGAGUAAUUGCUCCACCAAUCCUCAGAUAUUCAGCAAUUCGUCGUGGCAUGCUCCUAAUCAGCCGUCCAAUCACAAUUUGGAGCAAUCUGACCCACUCCUCUUGCAGUGUCAUGGCCAAUUCUUGCAGUUUUGUCCGUUGACGUCGACGAACAUGUCUCCCGAUCAAAUUAAACGUAACACACUAAAGCAAAGAUACGCGGCAGUUUUCAUCAACCCUUCUUUGAAGUGUCAAAUUUAACAAUGAACCCCUCCCACAUGUAUGGCGCUAUUGCGUGUCGCAUGUGCAGCUCAGUGGUUCUGUUGGGGCGAUAAGUUCUUCAUCUGUGAACAUACACUCAAAGCAUGUCAAGUGUCCAUGACUAUUUAUCAUAUCACAACCGGCAUAGGUAUUUGCAUUUCAGUAUCCCCUACUUUUUUUGAAGAGUAUAGUUAAAAACUAGAUAAUGUAAAGGGGAUUUGCUGAAAAUUUCAGUAAAAAUUGAUCCACUCUAAACCAAGAUUUUAGCGAUUGAAUUUUCGUCCUAGCCUCGAUCAUCAUUAUUAAAGUAGGUACCAUAAAAAACAGUCUCGAUUAUCCAUUUCAUGAGUAAAUCAAGAAUGAAAGUGGAGCAGCAAAUGGUAUCCCAAUCCAGUAAACAUCACAGGCUAGCGUUGACAUCGAGGGUUGAUUAUGGUCUGGAUAAGUUAAUUAAUGUCUAAUUAAUAAUUUAGAUAACAGUUCAGGCCUAAAGAAAGACCUGCAAUAGGCAGAUUUAGCUCUUGCAUAAUGUAUGUUUAAUUAAAUUUAACAAAAAUAUGGACUGAAAUAUGUUCUUUAGAUAGUAAUAUAGAUAAUUAAAAGAAAAUCCUGAAUUUGAUGUCGCCUUUAUCUCGAUGAUAAUGGAUAGCUACAAGUGACAGUAAAGAGGGUGUGAUGAAAUCAAUAAUAGCUAUAAUUUUCAAUAAAAUUGAUCGAUUUUAAUCAUAAUUGGACUGAUUUGCAUGAACUGAAAUUCUUAAUUUCCUUUUUACUGUAGAAAGUCGUCGCUUUAAAGAUAAGGUCCACUUAUUAUGAGAGGUAUACUUAUUAUGGGUUUUUCCCUUUCAUAGAUACAUCAAUAUUGCCAUUAAUAAAUGCUAAUCCAAUUUAGCUGAAAGUGAUUUGAACAACAAUUGGGACGUUAAUACAACCAAAUUAAAUCAACAUGUGCCUUUUUAAAAAUAAAAAGUCUGUGGUAGAAUGUGAUCAGUAAUAUUCAUAUUUUGAUUAACAUUUUUAUUGUUUAUAAUAAUAAUUUAUCUGUGAUUGCAUAAUAUAUUUGUAUAAUCUGUAUGCCUAAUCUUGUUUGUUAUUGUAUAAUUAUCUAGUUAUUGUGUAAUAUUCUUUAUAGUGAUUAAAACACAUCCAUGAACACAAUUUGUUAAGGCAGCUGUGAUGGACAAGCGGUCAGGGAACUGGACUCUUGGCUAGGAUGCCUUAAGUUCGAAUCUUUGUGUUGGCCACUGCAGGGCUGACAUACACUGAGGUACGAACACUGAGGUCCACAUGUGUACACAUUGGCAUGCAUGUUAAAGAAGUCUUGACAGUUGAUUGAAAUUUGAUGAAGAAAAUAUGUAAAUGCCGCCAUCCAAGCAAAAUUCCCCUACCCACCUCCCCCCAGCCUUGCAAAUGUGUCCAGAGAAAAGAAUUAACCAUAUGUUAGCCCCAGUUUGUCAAUUUGACUCUUUAACAUGACAAAAGUAUUGUGUUGUUGAGAUUUUUUGUUACAUUCCAUUCCAAUUUGUUGAUUUACAAUACUUAUAAUAUUGCAUAGUUAUUACCUUGUACAGUUUCUUUACAAUAGGUCUAGCUUUGAGCAAUGUUUAGUUAAGGUCAAGUUGCCAUGGUGUUCAGUUAGUUACAGGUGCGGUUGUACAGAUCUUUAGCAUGUUUCUAAAAUUAAUUACCCUGGUGUUCAGCACUAACUUAUGCCAAAACUUGAAAUCACCCAAAGUUCACUAUGGAAGACAGGUUUAAUGUUUUCCGUCUUGCCGUGUAUGAUUUCUGUACAAUGUGUACUGUAUAUAAAUCCAUUAUUUCUGUAUUAUUAUUUGUUAUAGAUAUAUUUAUAAUAGUUUCUAUUUUUGUAAUUUAAUUAAUAAAUUAUAAAAAAGCACCAAUACAAUAAUUAUAUAUUUUAUUUUCUGUAUAUGUCUACCCAUAUUGGGGGGUUGGAUGGCCAAAUGGUUAGCAUUUGCGCGCUGUAUCAUACGGUCUGUCAUUGAGUCAACUGGCAGAGUUUCGAUUCCCAGGUUGUACAUGACAAGGAGUAGGGUUGCCUUUCCAAUCUCGUGGGUUUUUUCUUGGUCCUCCGGUAUCCUCCUAAUGCUAAAGACCUCCUAUGUGCAAGCAAAUUAUUGAAAUAAAAUUGAACCAUGUGUUAGUCCAGAAAUGACCUAGUUUGUGUCGAGUGGACGUUAAACCCCAUUUCUCUCUCUCUACCCAUAUUUCUAUGUUGAUCCAUAGGACUGCCAAAGUGAAACCAAUGCAGCAAUCAAGAAUAUAUUUUUUAAUGCUAAGAGUAUCAUUAUAUUUCCCCAUAGUUUAACUCAGUUCCUUAUGCAUGGGACUUCAAUGAACCUUAUUGGUUAUAUGUGUUGUUAAUUUAUGUAUGGUUUAUUUACAUCACUCUGGUAUAAAUACUAUAGAUAUUGUCUCAUAUUUCUCAUCAAUAUUAUUGUCACCUCUGUCGUCACCAAACAGUUAAUCAUUCUUGUAAUGGGCAUCUACCUCACUUUUGACAUCAAUUAGAAGGAGUUAUUGUGUGACAAAUAGACAGUUGACUAUUCAAUAUUCUCCUACUUCAUCUGGAAGGUGGGAGACAAGGACAGGUAUAAUAUAAGAAUUUUAUUAAAGAUUCAUUCCACAAGAAUUUUUGUUACCAUUAAUGUUCAGUCAGAGCAAAGACUGAUUAAAUUGUCUGCAAUAUCACCUUGGUCAAAGCUAAUGUAAAUAAAUCUGUUUACAAACAUUAAUGUCUCUUGCAGGGCUUUUGGGGGUAUUUUCUUACUUGUUCUUGUUUGAACACUUCAAAGUAAGUUAAAGCUAAAUUCCUUUGUUGAUUUGAAAUGUAAUUAUGGUACAGAUGUAUUUAAAUUGUAAAGAAAUAAUGUUGUUGUCAUAUAUUCAAACGCUUUGUUGAAAGUAGAUGUCAAUGCUACAGCCCUUGUCCUUUUCCUGUAGCAAGGGCCCAAGAAAUCUCUCUCUGGCAAUUAGGUCUAAUCAAAUAAAACACUGCAAAUUAGUAUAUCCUACUUGUUCAGUGCCUAAAUCAGUGAUUCUCAACCAGUGUGCCUCGGCAUACCUGUGUGCCCUUGAGGUCUUCCUAAGUGUGCCACAAAAUUUUGAACGGCACACUAAGAAAAUUUCUCACUAAAGAAGCCAGCUAUUUGACUGAUGAAAUUCGAAACACUGCAAUAAAGUAAGUUCAUAGCUGUGUUUUUCUUUAUUUAGUUUGAGUCAUUCUGUGUGUCUAUGACUAGUCUGUGUCUACAGCUGUAUCCGGUAUAUGACUUGCCAUGUUUUUAUUUUGCAAAAUUUUAAUAUUUUUCAUAUAUAUUUAGCCAGGUGUGCCGCUAUUUUUUUUUCAUGUGUUCCAAGGUGUGCUGUUGACAAAAAGAGGUUGAGAACCACUGGCCUAAAUGAUUUAGCAUUAUUUAACAUACCUUAAUACAUAUUGUGUAUAUGGUUAAGUUUGAAGAAAGCAUUUUAACAUGAAAUGUAAAAAUGUCUUUCUGUAUGUUUUAAAAUGUUAAUGUAAUCCACAUAAUAAUAGAUUUUACAUAUAUUAUCUUUAUUGUUAUUUUUAUGUUUCCAAUUAUUUAACUUUUAUUUUUAAAAAGAAGCACAAGUUAUUUAUAUUCAUUUACCAGAAAUCUAUUGUAAUAUUUGAUUCACCAAUAUUCUUUAAUAAAAAUCUUUAUUAAA